Messenger RNA from Pocillopora verrucosa, 1910 nucleotides. NCBI's taxonomy places the organism in Eukaryota, Metazoa, Cnidaria, Anthozoa, Scleractinia, Pocilloporidae. The record is from RefSeq and is a predicted model, not a curated record.
CACCGUGUGUUGGGGGCGUGUCCUUUGUUGUAGAGAAGCUAAAAAGUGCUAUAACUUUGGUGUGUAAUUUUCGUACCGCUGCUGGUGUUCUUCUUGUGGUUAACAGUGCCAUGGCUCUGCGAAAGUGCGCUACUCUCAUGGACUACCAGGAGACCUUUGAAAAGCUUGUAUUAAAUUCAAUCAGCAAGCUGACUGGGAUCUGGGAUGGUUCUGUACGCUUUACGGUAGAGUCUGAGAAUUUGAUUGCUUUGAAGAAGUUAUGGGAGAUGUACAAAGAUGGAACACUGCAGAGUCGUCUUCAAGAAUUCCUAGUCACUGAUGAAAUUAAGCAGCUUGCGAACGGAGAAGACAUUGAAGUGACAGUAUUCAUUGAUGAACACGAGUAUAACGAAGCCUAUUUCAAUUUGUUUUUGCUUCAUCAAGCGCCAAAUGUUGAACAGGAAGAACGGCCUGGACGAAGAACCCGAAGGAAUUCGGACUCAUUUCUUUGCGUCAAACCCAACGAGAAUGAGAUAGGCUUGAUGAAGCUAAUGGAGGAAACAGAAGACAAAUGGAGGGAAGAGAAAAAAAUGCUUGAAUUAAGGAUCGCAGAGCUUGAGGAAACUCUGAAGGCGGAAAGGACGAGAGAUCUGGAUCAAUAUGAGAUUCUCGAACAUCCAAGAAAAAGACAUCGAAGAAACUCUGAUUCCAAUCUGUAUUGCAAAGCAAGGAAAGUGGAGGCUGAACAAACUGAAAGCCAACUAGAGCGAGCUUUAGAGGGUGGAGUACAAUUGGAUAUCGAGAAGCGUAUGUUCGUAGAGAAUUAUUUACAGAAUAUCCAUGAAACACACAGCAUGACGACAGAGACAAGUGACAGCGGAAUAAGAACGCAUGGUGCAACAUCUGAGAUAGAAAUGCAAGACAUAUCUGGCGACGACCACAAACUUUGCUGGAAAGAUCUCAGCAGCGAAGUAAUCAGAAAACUGGAGAAAAGACUGAAAAACGAUCAAACUGCUUUUAAACAAGUAUGUCAGUCAUUUGGAAUUAAUGGAAUACCGAUAUUCUCUGGGGAAAGUACAGUUGGUGGAAUUCUCAGUAUGUUUCCGUAUACACCUGUUAAGCCAUUAGAAGAAGUCUUUGAAGCUUUACAGUUACAUGACCUGAUUGAUUUGCUUGAAGAAGGAAAACCACGAGCCACAAGAUCGCUGCGACCUGCUCUUCGUUUACAGGAAAUAGAGAAAUUAAGGAAUCCUGAUGAUCGUCCCAUAUCUUAUCACAGCAGUGUUGCUGUUCUGAUUAUUGACAUUGCGGAGACUUGCGACACCAAGGGGAUUAAAAAGUUUUUCAAAGCUCUUAACACUAAGAGCAAGGUAACUGUGAUGCGCAGCAGAGACAUUAUUGAAAUAGUUAGAAGUUUCCCGGUAUCGCUGGAGAAGUUGGAGGGGAUCAAGAGAGAGAUGAACAAAUUGAGUCCGACCUCUUCAGAAGUCAUACAGAGUUGGAUAUCCAAUCAAGAUAAAUAUUCGUUAGUUGCUGUAUUUUUCAUCUUCGAUGAUGCCCAUCCUUGGCUCUCCAUAGAACAAAAUUCAUUUGUUAAAUCUGUAAAGGAGAGGUUGGUCACCGCAUUCCCCACAAAAGUGAAAUUGAUCAUCCAUUCGUCGCCCUAUCAGCUGCAUUCAUGGCAGGACAAAGAGCUUGUUGAGGUGCCUGUUUCUCCUGGUGCUACUUUUCUACCUUUGAUGCUGGAGAUUUUUAACAAACGCUGGAAAACGAUGGACCUGAUAUCAAUGAUGAGAGAGUUAGAGAGGUCUUUGCCAGAAAAGUAUAUUGAGAGAGACAGUCUUUUUCGAGGAGACUUUCAAGGGUCAAUUAUGAAGGAGACUUUGUCGUGUCUUGUAAGGUUCAUAAUGCAUGAAGAGCCGAGUAAUUAG